This is a messenger RNA of Dipodomys spectabilis (banner-tailed kangaroo rat), 625 nucleotides long. RefSeq names its product histidine triad nucleotide binding protein 2 (gene Hint2). Gene Ontology annotation, cellular component: cytoplasm; mitochondrion. The coding region runs from base 44 to 535 and encodes 163 amino acids. The record is from RefSeq and is a predicted model, not a curated record. Gene Ontology annotation, molecular function: hydrolase activity. The transcript has 5 exons. NCBI's taxonomy places the organism in Eukaryota, Metazoa, Chordata, Mammalia, Rodentia, Heteromyidae.
UCUCAGCGCUGCCUUGGAGAGCUGUGCCCGCACCUCCGUGAAGAUGGCUGCAGCCGUGUUGUUGGCUGCAGGUUUGCACGCGGCGCGCAGAGCCGUGACGGCUGCGGGGCCCCGGGGGACGCAGGUCCAGGGUGCUGCAAGUUUGACUAAUGGGAAUGAAGUGGCCAAGGCCCAGAAGGCAGCUCCUGGAGGAGCAGCACCAACCAUCUUCUCCCGGAUUCUGGACCGAAGCCUCCCAGCUGACAUUCUAUAUGAGGACCCACAGUGUCUCGUAUUCCGUGAUGUGGCCCCUCAGGCUCCUGUGCAUUUCCUGGUGAUUCCUAAGAAGCCUAUUCCUCGGAUUAGUCAGGCUGAAGAAGAAGACCAGCAGCUUCUAGGGCAUCUACUCCUUGUGGCCAAAAAGAUAGCACAGAUUGAGGGCCUGCAAGAUGGAUACCGACUUGUGAUCAAUGAUGGAAAGCUGGGUGCACAGUCUGUAUAUCACCUACACAUUCACGUACUUGGAGGCCGACAGCUCCAGUGGCCUCCAGGUUAAACCUGCCAACUGACAAAGGACCCCAGAUGUUUGGAUGGGGAAGGGAAAAGGGAACCCUGUAAUGAUGAUAAUAAAUCCAGUGUAUCUCAA